Protomyces lactucae-debilis is the source of this 933-nucleotide messenger RNA. RefSeq lists its product as uncharacterized. The record is from RefSeq and is a predicted model, not a curated record. NCBI's taxonomy places the organism in Eukaryota, Fungi, Ascomycota, Taphrinomycetes, Taphrinales, Protomycetaceae. Bases 96 to 887 code for a protein of 263 amino acids. The transcript has a single exon.
AGUCAAGGUGCUCGUAGUCGAUGUCCUUGUUGUAGUCUUCAUGACCGUCCUUGCUGGCGGCAGGUAGUGCAGAAGCAAGCGUGAGCAGGGCCGAGAUGGCAAUUGCUGAGGUGCGCAUCUUGAAGAUGAAAGGGAAGUUUGGUAGUCCAAGAGGAAGAGGCUCGAGGAGCUGGAGAACUGGAGAACAAGAGACGGACAGGACGGCCUACUUUAUACUUUUCGAGCAGCGAAGUGUUGAACUCGGGUUGAGCAGCGAAAGGGCCACAGAUCUGUUGGGGAUACCAUCUAAUCUUGGCAAGUAUGACGCGACUCCAUGCCCUACGCAUAGAAACGCAGCUUCUGGAAGAAUCAACCUGGCGAAGGGGCCUUCAUGGUCGUAUGCAGGACCUCGAAGCGCGCUUCUUUGCUGCGCUGGGACGGGUUUGCGUUGCUUCAUGUCGAUGAUUGUCGAUUCAUGCCACCUCACUUGGCUUCUGUGCAGCUUGCCGAGAUUCGAGCACAGCAACUGCACAAAUUGUAGCACUGUGUAUUGUUCCUGCGGGGUUGAUCUGCCCUCUCAGGCCUUUGAAGGGAAGGCGGCAGCUUGGGUCGCCACCCAAACAAGCGCAAUAGAAGAGUAUCGAGGCUUGGAGAUGGGAACAUACUUGGAGAUGGGAACAUACUGUUCGAACGCGUCAUGGCCGGGCCUUUUACGGGAAGGUGGCAGCUUGGGAAGCGACCCAAACAAGCGCAAUGGAAGAGCAUCGAGGCUUAGAGAUGGCAGCAUACUAUUUGAUAGCGUCAUGGAAAGAUCAGAUAUCCUCAGUGAUCAGCAGCGCUCGCAGUCUUCAGUUGUGUCGUUGACGUUGAGAAUUCAAACAGCGCGCAACGUAACUGCCCCUGAAUGACCGCGGACGCGCACAUGGCAGCUGUAGGCUCAAAGCGACUGACGUC